Messenger RNA from Aspergillus aculeatinus CBS 121060, 1396 nucleotides. Its product is annotated as putative acyl-CoA:6-aminopenicillanic-acid-acyltransferase. The record is from RefSeq and is a predicted model, not a curated record. Bases 87 to 1193 code for a protein of 368 amino acids. The transcript is spliced from 3 exons. Lineage: Eukaryota; Fungi; Ascomycota; Eurotiomycetes; Eurotiales; Aspergillaceae.
GCGCAGGUCGCACCGUCUUUCUCCCUCUUCGCCUUCUUUGCUUCUUUGCUCCUUUGUAUCAGUCUGCUUGACGCGACAAUCUCACUAUGCAUGUGGAGGUAGAAGGACCUCCCAAGAUAGUGCUCAGCGGCACACCGCGAGAAAUCGGCCUGCAACAUGGCAAGCAACUCUAUUCCCAGAUCAGGAAUCAGCUCGCCGUCUACGAGGCCAUGUUCCAACAUACCUCGAAGAUGUCGUGGGACGACGUGCUCGUUCUGGCCGAAGAAUUCCGCGCCACCAUCGCGCGGUCCACCCCCGACCUCCUGGCCGAGAUGCAAGGCAUCACCGACGGGGCGGGCCUUACACUCCUGGAGAUCGUCGCCCUGAACUGUCGCAGCGAGAUCUCCUUCGGCAAGUUUGCCGAUGGCUGCACGAGUCUCGCGCUGCACCGACGGGACCGGGGCCGCAUCCUCGCCCAGAAUUGGGAUUUCACCACGCGAGUACAGGGCAACCUCGCGCUGGUCGAGAUCAUCCAACCGGACAAACCAGUCAUUUACAUGGUUACGGAAGCCGGCAUCGUCGGCAAGAUCGGCUUCAAUAGCGCCGGGGUGGGCGUCUGCCUCAACGCCAUCCGCGCCCAUCCCUGUCUCAGCUCCAAUCUGCCGAUCCAUAUCGCCCUGCGCCUGUGUCUGGAGAGCGACUCUGUCGAAACGGCGGUCCAGAAACUGUCCUCUCUGGGCGGCGUCGCCUCCAGCCAGCACAUUCUCAUCGCGGACCCGACUGUCGCCCUCGGGCUAGAGCUCUCCCCUCUUGGGGAUGAUCAUCUCCCUGAGGACGAGUACGGCAUGGUCACCCACACGAACCAUUUCCUGCUCAACCGGCGGGUAAUCGAGCCGCCGUGGCUGUCCGGGUCGCCGGUCCGGUUGGCCCGGGUGCGUGAGCUGGCGAGAGAGAUUGUUGACAGCAAAGUCCUCGAGGGGGCUGGUGCUGAGCUUGCGGGUACGGUGCUUCGCGGUCAGAUCUUCUCCGAUACCUGCGACGGCCCGCAGUCGAUCUGCUGGCAGGAGGAUCCAGCGCAACCAAAGAUUGUCCGGACGGCGACGUUGUUCAACAUCGUGAUGCGGUUGGAGGAAGGCAAUCUGGGGGCGGAGGUUGUGUUUGGCAAGCCUGGAUCAGGGAUGGAGAGUUCGGUGAUCAAGUUGCCAUGGCGGUGAUAGGAGGAACUGGCACUGGUAUAUUGUGAAAAACAGAUAAUAGCCUCGGAAUCCUUUGUGUUGGAAUUAGGCAGGAUUGAUGGUGGAGCAUUUCGCUUGGUUGAAUGCCAUGAAUGCUGCCACAAUAAAGACUCGAGAACACUCUUUGAUGUAGUUGUCAGACGAUACUAUGAGAUUGAGGGUGAAUGUUGUUCUUUCCCGAU